AUGCGUUUCACACUCCCCGGUCUUGCCCUGUUGGCCACAGCUAUGACCGUUGCUGCUGACAAUGUUGUCACACUGGCCGUGCCAGGCGACGAUGACGAUGGCAGUGGGAUGGACGCUCUUGCGGACAUUAGGUUCCGAGUGGUUGGCAUUAAUGGCUCCACGACAUCGUUCUCACCAAAUUGCCCCGCAAGUGCUACCACGACCGCCCGCGCCAGCACGAGCACGGCCGCCGAUAACCGCCUCAUGAAUUGUGACAUGACCUUUGUUUCGGGCCCAAAGACGUUCCGGAUGGACUAUGAAGGUGAAACUUUUGAGCGCUGUGAUAUGGGCUCCAAGAGCGCCACCUGCUAUGUAACGUGGACGACAACCCGUGGAACAUCCACCGUUGGAACGGAUGUCGACUCCUCGACGGUCCCUGUCACCUCGGUUGCAUUCACCGUCACAGCAACGGAUGCAUCUGGUACACCCUCCGCUUCGGCCUCGGCCUCUGCUUCUGCGAAGGCCACUGCUACUGGAUCUGCCGAUGCGUCAUCUGCCAGUGCCAGUGCGAGUGCCAGUGCGUCAAACACUGAGAAUGCUGCUCUGGGCCUGCCCACAGGGCACGCCUACUUGGCUGCGGGUGGUGCAGCAAUGGCGCUUGCUGUCGCCAUCGCCUAG
This is a messenger RNA of Aspergillus bombycis, 657 nucleotides long. RefSeq lists its product as uncharacterized. The record is from RefSeq and is a predicted model, not a curated record. The coding region runs from base 1 to 657 and encodes 218 amino acids. The transcript has 3 exons. Lineage: Eukaryota; Fungi; Ascomycota; Eurotiomycetes; Eurotiales; Aspergillaceae.